AUGUGGGCACGUGUGGCGGACAGGAUGCGCGCGCGUGCACGGGAGCGCGCGCGUGCACGGGAGCGCGCGCGUAGUGCGUCCGCGCCCAUCAGUGUCAUCAGUUCCCUGAACCCUCAUGUGGACUCCUGGUUACUAAACCCUUGGCCUGUCUCCUCGUUGUUGAUCGCUGCCUGCCUCGACCAGGACCAGACCCCGACUACGCUUCUUGGAUUACCCCUCUUGUACCUUGCUGCGGAUCUCCUUCAGAUGUAUGUCAAUCAAAGUGUGCCGGUUGAAUUCAGAAUUCUGGGAUUUCCUGGACCUCCCAGCAUGCAAUACAUUUUCUUCCUCCUCCUGCUGAUAACAUACCUAUUAACUCUCCUGAGCAACUCUGUGAUCAUAACUAUUACUCUGCGAGAGAGCCGCCUGCACACCCCCAUGUACUAUUACCUGCGCAAUCUCUCUUUUCUGGAAAUCUGUUACGUCUCUGUGACUGUCCCCAAAAUCCUCAGCACCCUCAACCCACGCGGGAGAUACAUUUCAUUCUACGGCUGCAUAACGCAGCUGUUUUUUUUCUUCGCUUUGGGGUCCACCGAAUGCUUCCUAUUCAGCGUUAUGGCCUACGACCGCUACCUGGCCAUCUGUCAGCCGCUGCGUUACACAACCUUGAUGGAUACAACCAAGUGCCGCGGUUUUAGCAUAUGUGCCGCCAUCGGAGGAUUGAUAACCACUUCCCCCCAAAACGCCUUAAUCUCCCGACUUCCCUUUUGUGGAAGUGAUAUCAGCCAUUUCUAUUGCGACUCGCCUCCCCUUCUUCAGCUGUCCUGUGCCGACACAUAUCAGAUAGACAUGAUGGAGUUCCUCAAUGCUUCCUUUGUGAUACUGACUUCUCUGCUGGUGACUUUGAUUUCCUAUGUGUAUAUCAUUGCCACCAUCUUAAGAAUACCAACUGCUACCGGCCAAAGAAAAGCCUUUUCCACAUGCUUUGCCCAUUUAAUAGUUGUGUUUAUGUAUUAUAGUACUAUUAUGUUUAUGUACGUGAGACCAAAAACGAGUUUUAGCUUUUCCCUGAAUCGAGUGGUGGCCGUGUUUUACACCGUGAUAACCCCGGUUCUGAAUCCCAUAAUUUACUGUUUGAGAAAUACAGAGGUGAAAGAAGCCAUUAAGAAGCACAUAGGCUUGUUGAGGAAUGGGUAA
Molecule: messenger RNA, 1176 nt
Organism: Nanorana parkeri
Lineage: Eukaryota; Metazoa; Chordata; Amphibia; Anura; Dicroglossidae
Product: olfactory receptor 6N1-like
Exons: 3
Coding region: 1-1176 (391 amino acids)
Biological process (GO): G protein-coupled receptor signaling pathway
Cellular component (GO): membrane
Molecular function (GO): G protein-coupled receptor activity; olfactory receptor activity
Source: RefSeq, a predicted model, not a curated record